This is a messenger RNA of Pygoscelis adeliae (Adelie penguin), 2422 nucleotides long. RefSeq names its product ninein-like (gene NINL). Bases 36 to 2039 code for a protein of 667 amino acids. The record is from RefSeq and is a predicted model, not a curated record. Gene Ontology annotation, biological process: microtubule anchoring at centrosome. The transcript is spliced from 15 exons. Gene Ontology annotation, cellular component: centrosome. NCBI's taxonomy places the organism in Eukaryota, Metazoa, Chordata, Aves, Sphenisciformes, Spheniscidae.
UGGCAGAGCUGCCUGCAGCUUUGGACAACACACUCAUGGUCCCCAGGAGCGGGCUUCAGCAUGCAGCUGUCACCUCCUAUGGUUACAAACUGCAGUGCCUCAGGAUCCGGGUGAGGCAGAUCGCCAGGGAGAGGGACAAGGCGAGGCUGGACUUGGAGAAAGUGGAGAGACGCUGCCUGCAGCUUGGCAGGGAGUUGGUUGAGCGGGAUGUUCAGGCAGAAAUAGAGGCAAAAGAGCUGCUUUUGCAGCAAGCAAUCAAUCACCAAGCAAAGCUGGAGGCUGAUACACAGUUCUUUGAGGGCAAAGAGGCCAGCCUGCAAGGGAGACUGAACCACAUGAUGAAGGAGAACACACAGCUGCAAAACAAGGUCACAGAGAUGGCUGAGAAACUGGCGGCCUCUGAGAAGCUGGUGUUGGAGCUGCAGAAAGAACUCAACCAUGUUGUGAAGGACAAGUUGGGCCAGGUGGAGCCCCAGAGCCUAGAGCUCCCGAGCCAGAGCGAGCGCUUUGCAGAGAUUGUCCUGGAGUACGAGCGGCAGUGCCAGAAAGUCAAGGUGCUGUGGGUCCAGAAUGGAGUGCUGCAGAGGGAGCUGGAAAGGCUGCGUCUCCAGCUACGGGAGAGCAGGACUGAGAGAGGGCUGCCAGCAGGAGUGUGCCGCUCUCCCAGCCCUCUGGUUCCCACUUCUGCAUGCACAGAGACGUCACUCUCAAUGGAGCAGCUCCAAGAGCAGGUGUGGGACCUGAAGGUGCAGCUGGAAACCAAGAUAAACUAUUACGAGGAGGAAAUUGAGUUAAUGAGGAAAAACUUUGAGAGAGAGAGGAAGGACAGUGAGGAAAGCUUCAAGGCUGAGAUGUGCAAGAUGGAAGACCAGAAGAGAGACCUGGAAGAAACAGUUGCAAAGUACUGGGCUGUAAUUGAUAGCCUGAAAGAGCAAAAAUGUAUGUGGAGCCUGGAGCUGGAGGAGAGGUUUGAGAUGGAGCAGGCCAGGGUGGGACAGCAGCACACUGAAGACUUUUACCAUCCAGGGCAGCAGCUGGACCAGGAGGGAGAAGAGCUGAGGAUGCAGCGCAGGGACAGAGAGAGCCUGAGGGAAGAGCUGUGUCGGCUGCUGGAGGAGAACAGCUUGCUGAAAAGUCAACUCGGGAGACUCCAGCAAGAGCUGAGGCUAGCAAAGGAGAAGGGCAGCGAACACGAUGAGAAACACGUGAGCGAGUUGGGCAGAGAGAAGGUGGAGGAGCUGGCUGAAAUAGCAGAGUUAACAGCAUCGAGUGAGAAGACCAAGGGGGGGAUCUCCCACCUGAAUGUCAAGAUGCGUCAGCUGGGCCGUGAACUCACUGAGCACAAGGCUGGCCACUGUGCUGGCCCUGGCACUGUCCAGCUGCGGAGCCAGAGGCUUGCAGAGGCUGAGUGGCUACGAGGAGCAGAGGCGGCCACAAGGCUGGAGCACCACCAGCAGCAUGCAGCAUGUUGGAUGGAGAUGGAGCUGCUCCGACAGCAGCUCAAGGCAUCGCAGGAGAAGCUCUUAGAAGCCAAAGCAAGCCUGAGCCUGGCUCAGACUCGGCAUGCACUGCAGUUGCAGCAGGCCAAGGUCCAGAUGAACAACAUGGUGCCAAAGAAACAGUUUGAGCAGCUGCAAACCGGCUUGAGAGAAGAACAGUGCAAGGCUCAGCAGCUCCAGGAAAACCUCCACCGGCAGGCUGAGCAGACAUGCAGGCAGCUGGUCAGGACCCAGGAGGAACACGAGCGUCUGCUGCAGGCAGCUGUGAAGCAGGCAGAAGGGCUGGAGCACAAUCUGAGGAGUGCCGAAGCUGUGCUGGCAGAGAAGGUGGCUCAGCUCGAAGACGUCCAGGCCCAACUCUCCAGGAACAAGCUGCUGAUUGAAGACCUCCGUGAGGAGAACAGGGGGUUUUCAAUGGCCCUGCAAGUGGCUGAGCUGAAGCAGAAGACAACUGAGGAGAAGAACCAGCUGUUGGAGGAGCAAGCCUCAGCUCUGAAGCAGCUCGUUGGAAAGAUCACGCCAGCAUCUCUGAGUGGGUGAUGGGGCACCCGCUGUGGCAGCCCUGGCCCUGGCCCUGGCCGGGGUUUGUCGGGUGCAGAAGGGGAGGUAUGGCUGGGUUAGGAAAUCAGCCUUGUCCUCCCCGGUCUUGCCAGGAUUUUCCUGGGUAGAAAGCAGAAAAUGGAGAAACCAGACAGAAUCCUUUAAGGAAAUUGGUCCUGUGGAUAGCUGAAUUUUCCUACUGAAAGCACCAGCUUUGGUGCCUUUUUCAGUGGCAGUGUGCUGUUGUAAGUCAGGUCUGUCUCAGGACAGCCAUCCCACAGGAGCUGCCUGCACUCUGGCAUCGUGUUUGGUGGUGGUGCGGAUGCUCCCUCUCCGCAGAGGGUUGCUAUUGGGGCCACGCUGUUACGGCUGGAAAACCAGGG